AUGGCUACCGUAUAUCAAGACCUUGGUGAAUAUUCGAAAGCACUUGAAUUUUAUAAAAAAUCUCUCUUAAUUAUGGAAGAAGUUUUAUCGCUGAAUCAUCGUGACCUCCUUACAAUCUAUAAUAACAUUGGUACAUUGUAUCAAAAGAUGGGAAAAUACUCAAAAGCGAUUGAAUUUUACCAAAAAUCAUAUGAAAACAUGAAAAAAGCACUGCCUUCAAUUCAUCCUUCUAUUGCUGUCUCCUGCAGUAGCCUUGCUGCAGUGUAUGAAGCUAUGGGAGAAUUUUCUAAGGCACUUGAAUAUUAUGAAGAAUCAUUGAAAAUACGUGAAAAAGCUCUACCUUUGACACAUCCUGAUUUGGCUUCUUCCUAUACUAACAUUGCCGCAAUGCAUAACGCCAUGGGUAAUUAUUCCAAAGCAUUUGAAUUUUACGAAAAAUCACUUGAUAUUACGACAAGAGCUCUGUCACAGUAUCACCUAGAUUCGGCUAUCGUAUACAACAAUAUUGGUACAGUGUAUGGUCAGAUCGGUGAAUAUAGUAAAGCCUACGAAAACUUCAAAAAAUCCUCUGAAAUUAUGAAAAAAGUUGCCGACCAGAAUGAUCCUCGUGUUACAGGAUUCGACAAUAGGAGUCGCUCACUGUUGGAGAAGAUGCCAGAAAAUUUUGAAGAUCUUAAAUCCUGUGAGGAAUCUCUUAAAGUCAUGGAAAAAGUUCUCCCUAAAAAUCAUCCGGCUUUGGCAAUAAUAUGCAAUAACCUUGAUACAAUAUACAGUACAAUGGGAAAAUAUCCUCAAGCGUUAGAAUUUUAUAAAAAGGGCCAGAAAGAUUCGAAAUCAUCGGCAUGCUUUGAUGAUAUUAAUAAAACAUCUGAAAACAACGAUAAAUGCUCAGAAGCUCUUAUGCUUUAUGAAAAGUCACUCAAAACGCUAGAAAAAUCUCUAAUUCCUAACAACCUCUCAUUAGCUUCAUUCUACAUUAACAUUGGUGGCGUGUAUCUCAAUAUGGGUGAAUUCUCGAAAGCACUUAAAUUUUAUGAAAAAUCCCUUGCAAUUAAGAAAGCUGUUCUGCCUUCAGAUCAUUCCGACUUUGCUACAUUCUACAAUAACAUUGGCCUGGUAUAUGAUGAAAUGGGGGAAUAUCAUCAAGCAAUUGAAUAUUACGAGGAAUCACUUAAAAUUAUGGAAAAAGCCCUGCCUUCUCAUCAUCCUGAUUUGAUUUCAUACUACAACAACAUUUGUGCAGUAUACAUAAAGAGCAACGAAAACAUUAAAGCACUUGAAUACUACAAAAAAUCGAAAGAGAUACAAGAAAGAAUUCUGCUUCCCGAUCAUCCAAAUUUAGCAACAUCCUACACUAGCAUUGCUUUAAUACAUAACAAUAUGGGUGAAUACUCCAAAGCGAUUGAAUUUUUGGAAAAAGCACUGAAAAUACGACAAACUUCUUUCUCACCAAACCAUCCUGAUCUGGCUACAUGCUGCAACAACAUGGGCUUAAUUUAUAACAAUAUGACUCAAUACAAGAAAGCUUCAGAAUUUUACGAGAAGGCUCGCGAAAUCAUGGAAAACGUUCUCCCUGCAGAUCAUCCAGAUUUAAGUAAAACCUUCAACAAUAUUGGUCUAGUGUAUCUAAAAAUGGGUGAUUACUCGAAUGCACUACAGUUCUAUAAUAAAUCACUUAAAAUCAUGGAAAAAACUUUGCCCCAGAAUCAUCCCAAUUUAGCUACAAUCUAUAACAAUAUCGCCGGAGUGCAUAGCAACAUGAAUGAAUACUGUAAAGCAUUGGAAUUCUACAACAAAUCACUCAAAAUACGACAGCGAAAUCUGCCAGCAAGUCUUUUUCACUUGAGUACAUCCUACAACAAUAUUGGCCUGGUACAUAAAAAGAUGGGUGCAUACUCUGAGGCCCUUAAAUCUUACGAAGCAUCCCUUGAAAUCAUGGAAAAAGUUCUGAGUCCGAAUCAUCCUACGUUGGCUACAUUGUAUAACAAUAUAGGUUCACUUUAUGAUGAUAUCGCUGAGUAUCAGAAAGCACUUAGAUAUUACCAAAAGAGUCUUCCAAUCACAGAAAAUAUGAUUCCGCCUAAUGACCAGUUGCUGGUCACGUGUUACAAUAAGAUUGGCACAGCAUAUACAAAUUUGGGUGAAUAUAUGAAAGCAUUUGAGUUUUGCUCGAAAGCACUCGAAAUACAUGAAAAAGCUCCAGUUCGUAAUCAUUGUGAUAUAGGUCUGUGCUACAGUAAUAUAGGUUUAGUUUAUAACUACUUGGGUGAAUAUCAAAAGGCAUACGAAUCACACCAAAAAUCUUUUGAAACAAUGCAAAUGGCUGUUCCGUGUGAUCAUCCCUCAUUCGCUUCAGUCUACCACAAUGCUGGCCUUAUGCAUAACAGCAUGGGUGAAUAUACCAAAGCCCUUGAAUUUUACGAAAAAGAGAGCAAUAUAAGAGAGAAAGUAUCACCUCUGAAUCAUCCAUCAUUGAUGACAUCCUACAAUCACAUUGGUCUAGUGUAUAAAAACAUGGGUGAAUACUCGAAAGCACUUGAAUUUUUUAAUAGAGGUCUUGAAAACAUGAAGAGCAGUUUGAAUACAAAUGUUUGGAGCUUCAGUUUUAUAUAUAAUUGGUUGCUGCGAGCUUAUCGUAUCAUACAAGAAUUGGUAAGAGCACUGUAUUACUUUCGAAGUUUGACGACAAGCUUUGAACCAGAUCGAUGUGAACAGCAUCAUCCUAUGAGCGCUAUUAUCUACAGUAAUAUUGGAGAUGUUUAUCGACUGAUGGGUAAUUACAAAAAAGCGUUGUCAUUUCAUCAGGAAGCAUUAAAAGUUCAACAAAAUGUUCAAUGUAAUCCUCUGCAGCGUGCAACAAUAUAUGUGAAUUUUGGUGAAACAUAUCGCGAACUGAAAGAUUACAAAACAGCAUUGGAAUAUUAUGAAAAAGGAUUAGAACUACAUAAAAUGAAAUUACCAGAAAAUCAUCCUGAUUUAGGAGUUCUAUUUCACAAUAUGUCGAAGUUAUAUUGGGCUUUUGGAGAACAUAGCAAAGCAAUAGAAACUGUACAACAAGCAUUAAAAAUUGCUCAAGAGCGGCUGCCAUCAUGUCAUCCUCAUCUUCUUGAUUGUCAAAAAACAUUGUCAUUACUUCAAAUGAAUGUGUGA
Rotaria sp. Silwood2 is the source of this 3150-nucleotide messenger RNA. Lineage: Eukaryota; Metazoa; Rotifera; Eurotatoria; Philodinida; Philodinidae. The record is from the annotation of a GenBank genome assembly.